This is a messenger RNA of Rotaria socialis, 447 nucleotides long. The record is from the annotation of a GenBank genome assembly. Lineage: Eukaryota; Metazoa; Rotifera; Eurotatoria; Philodinida; Philodinidae.
AUGUUAUAUCUUGUUUUAUUAUUUAUUUUUGGUAUCAUAUCGUAUGUAGCUUACAAGAAACACAGUAGACCAGUGAAAGUCUCUUCUGAUGUCCCUCAGUAUGAUCAUGCCAUUGUUAUGGGAGGUAGUAUAGGAGGUAUAGUAACGGCGGCUUAUCUACCAAAAUAUUUCAAACGAAUAACAAUUAUUGAAUCUGAUGAUGUCAUCAGUGAUACGCUCUUGAAAUCGGCUUCUCAAGAGGUAUUGGAUUAUCGUUGUCGUCUUGAAAGUUCAACAUUGUUAGAACGUUCAGGCGUAAGUCAAAUCUAUCAAUUACGUGUGCUUGAAGGUGAAGGAUACAACGUAUUAAUCGAAUUAUUUCCUCAUCUUAAAGAUAAACUCCUUAAUACAUAUGGUGUUCGCACUUAUUCAUUCAAAACAGAAUGGAGAUUCGAGGCCAAUUGUUAA